Messenger RNA from Pectinophora gossypiella (pink bollworm), 6228 nucleotides. RefSeq lists its product as uncharacterized. Bases 44 to 3241 code for a protein of 1065 amino acids. Gene Ontology annotation, molecular function: protein binding. The transcript has 14 exons. NCBI's taxonomy places the organism in Eukaryota, Metazoa, Arthropoda, Insecta, Lepidoptera, Gelechiidae. The record is from RefSeq and is a predicted model, not a curated record.
GCCGCGAGCACGUCUUGUGAUGCGCCCGCAGUUUUGACGCGAUAUGGCUUCGUCAACGACCGGCAAUAUCGUUGUCGAGUGGUUAAAAUCUCUCCACUUAGGCCAGUAUGCGGAAAGUUUCAUAGACAAUGGGUAUGACGAUUUAGAAAUAUGUAAACAAGUUGGAGAACCCGAUCUGGAUGCCAUCGGCGUCUUAAACCCCGCACAUCGUCAACGUUUGUUGCACUCAAUAAGAAGUUUGAGAGAAGAAGGAGCUGCGGCUGUUUAUUUCACAUUGGAAGAGGCAGCCGCAGCUCGAGACACUUGCCGAUGUGACGAAGAAGUGAGAAAGGAGCAGGCGACAGCAGUCAUCGAACCAGCCAAGUAUGCUGACGAGUACGAGGAAGGCAAAGCGGAGUUAGUGAAGAUUCCUCGGAUGCAACUGAAGCGUUUACUUCGAGAACGCCUCGCUCAAGAUGGAAUCCGCUUGAGCUUGCAGCCGUAUUCUACCACGGAUGGCGACAGAGGCUAUCUCGAAGGCUUAGCAUCAAGAUACGCGGACCUCUUCUCCACUCAUUACGGAGAUGUCCUAGACCACCUAGAGGAACUAAGGAGACAUGAAUGGGACGAGAUGUCGCCCCGAAUGAGGGUACUAGGGGGCCCUGGGACCCCCCAAACACCCCCCUCUGCCAGCCCGGGGUCUUUAGCCUUGAACAACCUGACAACGUCCCAUUCUCAGCCAAUUUAUGUACCUGGCAAAUAUUCAAGCACAGAGCCAAGCUACUAUGAGGGCGAAGCUUCAGGCGGCUCCAGUGCUGGUUGGUGGACUGCACAUGCGCCUCAUUCCUUCACCAGCGUAUCCAAGUUCCCUCACCAUGUUUUCCUUCACCAAAAACCGUCAAGUUGCCUCACAGAUAAAGAGGAAGACGAGAUAUACGGGUUUGGUUACGGGGUCUUUGGCAAACAGAUGUUGCAGCGACAACAACAACAGAAACAGCUGUUACUCGCCCAACCGACACAACCGCUGAUGCAUAAUCAACCGCAUAAUUAUCAGAGCUGCCUAAGCCCACGGUCGGCGUAUUUUUACGAAUUCCCUCCUAGUGUUUCCUUCCCAGAUAACUGCCUCGGUACUGCCAAGAAGAAGGUGACGACGUUUUCAAGACUGCUGCGUGGAUUGAAGUCCCAUAGGAAAGAGAAGCAUGGAUCCUGUUCGCCAAAACAUACCAACAGCCCUCGGCAGAUCUUGCCUCCACAGAGGGUCGACACGCCGGACAGCGUACUUCAAAGUGGCCUGGGCCUCGGUCCAGGGCCCGACACAGCCCUGAGGUCCAUGGUCGAUCCCAGGGAUUAUGACCGCCUCCGCUUCUUUCAAAUGAGUGCCGCUCAACCAAACACCUUCGAAGAAACUAUACAGAGGUUAAAAGUACAAGAAGCUAUGAAGAAAAAAGACAAAUUAGCGAGAGAACAAGAAGAGAUCCUAAGAGAUAUAAGACAAGGUCUUAUGAACAUGGGAAGAGACGGCGUUCGAGGCCCUUUUGGAGACGACACGUAUAUGUACGACGACGAGGCAAGAGGUCUAUCGGGACGAGGUCACUGGUAUGACGAACCACCUUAUGAAAGCGAUCCUGAAGAUUUCCUCAUGGGCGGAGGCGCACCAGCGGCUACGUUUCAAAACGGGCGGGUUUGCUUCACUCUAAAUCUUCGGAACGAACCUCGUGGAGAAGGCGUGAUAUCUCUGAGAAGCGCCGGUGAUAUAAGUUUAGCAAGAGCCCCUCGACGGGGAUUAAUAAUUCCACAAAGCGGUCCCUACCCGACCACUGUGAUCCCCCUGCGAACGCCGAGAGAUCGGGAGAGUGGGGAUUACGCCGCAUCUGAUAUUCAAUCUAUAGACUCGAGGCUGUCCGGAAUAUCUUUAGAAUCAAGUCGGUCAGAAUGGGACUCCAGAAGAGGCUACAGGCAAAUGUCCGGAUAUCGGAUAGGUGCCGACCCCUUGUCACCCGCAUCAUCCGAUUACGAAGAUCAAGAUAGCGAAACUGAUUCGCAACACAUAGCUACAGUCCACAAGUCAGCCGAGGAAUGUGAAGGAGUAUCGAACCUAGCGGGAAAAGUGAGAGGCCUCAGACAAGAUGUUCAAAGAAAAAUAUCAAGAUUAAGACAAGAAAGGGGCCCUGAAGGCACCGAUAGGCGGGCGAGCGGUGAUCAAGCGUUCCCAUGUUCUAAUAGUUCUUUUGAAAGUCUCCCCAGCGGAUCAGGCAGUAGCACACAAGCUUUGGUUCGAGCCGGUAGUAAUCACUCAUCUCUCUCGGCAGAAGAAAACAUAGAAUUAAGUCCGGCCGGGCGGAGUUUACUUGUGCCGCAAAUGCUAUGUCGGGCUCGGGCACUCGUCGAUUACACGCCCAAUAUUUACGAGAAAGAUGCCUUGAGAUACAAGAAAGGCGACAUUAUAGAGGUGAUCAAUAUGAACGCAUCCGGGAUCUGGCGGGGUAUACUGAAUAAUAAAGUCGGUAAUUUCAAAUUCGCCAACGUAGAAGUACUAUCUGAAAGAGAUACGGUUCGAUCUAGAUCAACGAAAUGGAGUAAAAGUCGAGAAAGACUUUGGGAGACGCGACCACGAACAGUAGAAGAAUUACUUAGAAGAAUAGAAUUACCAGAAUACACAGUGGCCUUUGCAAGAAAUGGGUAUGAAGACAUAGAACUAUUUAAAGAGAUUGAACCGUCUGAUUUGGAUUACUUAGGAAUUAUGACUCCCGAACAUCGUACUCGCAUCCUUGCUGCGGUACAACUGCUGCAUCAGCUUGAAGGUGCUGAAGUUGAUGGUGGAGGAGAAGGAGGCGGUUCGAGUUCAGAGGGCGGCGAUUCACCCUUCGGUCGAAGGCAAUUUCCUCGGGACUCCGGUUGUUAUGAAGCCGGCGUCGGUGUUGGUGGUGUCAGAGUUCGUACUUCUCCGCUAAUACACAGGACAGAGGAACCAUCGCUUAGGCAGCCACAACCGCAACCACAAGCUAAGCGAUCUAUACGCAGGCGGCAGCCAGAUGACACCGAAUGCGAUAGGAUCGAACGCUACCCUGGAACGGUCCAAGAGAAAGUUGUGAAUCGCACAGUUGGUUUAACUGGAGGUGCGAGGGAUGAUACUUGUGAAUCGGAUCAUCGUUUAAAUGUGGUUAAGUUUGUAGCGGGUGGGGAGCCUUGUGCAUCGGAGAAGAGCUCGGACUCAGGUGUGAGCAGUUCUUCGUUGAGUUCAGCGCAUCCACAUCGUCCCUGAGCGAGGCCCGCCGCGCCCGCGCUUGCCUAGGCGCUGGCGCGGGCGCGAGCACAAGUCGCUCGACCGCCCGCACCCCCCUCAGAACCCUCUGCGCCGCCUGAAGAAAGCGUGCAAACGCCUCUGUAAAUGGUUAAAUUAUACAUCUCGCCAAUGGGUCUGAUAGUAAAACUGGAUUACAAAUUUUGUGAAAGUGAUCAAAAACGGGGAUGGGUCAUCAUAGGCAAAAAUCUUUAAAUACCCUCAAUUGAGUUUUUAAAAUUGUGUGGGCAACUGUGAUCUGUGCAGGAAUAGAAACGCUUAUAAUAUCUGGCAGAUUUUUAACAUCGCAGGUAAUAAAAUAACAUCCAAAAAUACAUCCAUUUUUCAAAAAGACUGCAAUACUCUAUUUAUAAAUAUUAUUUCAUUUUGCACUUUUUUACACAAAGUUGUACGUUUUAUUGGCGUUGACAAGCUUUUUUGAUUGAAACAGGAUUGAACAUCAAGAAUAAUAAAUAGGUCAAAGCGAAUUUAAACACUAAAGGGAUUUUAGUAACUUGUUCGUUAAUUUAAUUUAAAAAUUGAUUUUAAAUCGCUUCGUAGGUACUAUCAUUCCGUUAAUGAAUUUAAAAUGCAUAUCAAUUACAAUGCUUUUGUUGCAUUUAUAAAUUACUUUGCACUUUAUUCAGAAUUUCAGUUUUGGCUGAGCUUUUAUAAAGAAUUUUGAAUAAAGUGCAAAUUAUAGUGUUAAUGUAGGCAAUGAUGGCAAUAAGCUCAUAAGUAAUAAUGAUAGACGAAGCGUUAAAAGCGCAACAUUUGAUAGCAAUACUUUUUUAUGGUACCUUUCAAAUCCGAAUUCAGUUUCUCAGAAUAAUGACAAUAUUAUUACUUGGAUUAUUUUUAUCAAUUAAAUAAAAAGAAAUAUAAGCCUUAUCAGAGAAUCAUUUAUUUGAGAAAUUGUUUUUUUAUCAAUUUAUUUCUUAAUAUCAUACGUCAUACUUCAAUCCAGUCUUUCUUUUCCAUAGCCAUUUUGAUUUACAAACAAUGCAAAAUAAUUUCAAUUGGCCAGUUUUCUUUGAUUACAGUCUAUACGGUUCUAUUUCUGUCAAAUGGUGCUUUUUGAAUUUACGUUCUACUCUUUUAUUAUAAACAUUGCCAUUUAGCGUCUCCGGUUUUGGUACAAUAUUACUGUGUCUAACCUAACCGGCCUAAACUAGAUCAAACUGAAUUCGGAUUUCAAUAGUAACACUAAGUAUUAUUUAGUAGAUAGGUUAAUUAUUAUUAUACGUUGAGACUUUUGUAUUGUUUAAGAGAGCUUUAUGCGGUUGCCCGCAUGUACAUAGUAGUGGUUAAUCAUCCUUUAAGUAUGUGUGAAAUUUUAAAUUUCGCCAACAUUUUUCGAUUCGUGGUUUUACCUAUACAAAGUAUGACAACUGUGUAACUGAACUGCCAUAUUUUUAUAAUUAUACUACGCCUGUCUCACUCGAUGAAAAUAAAAUGGCGUUUUCUUGUCGAUAUAUAUGAAAAUUUCUACCUUUUGCAACAGUAACUAUAUACUUUCUGAAGUACUGACAUUUCUAUACAUAAUGAAUUGUUGUUAUUCAAAACAUAAUUAUUAGUCAUUUACAAAUUGAUAUUUCAUUAAAUGCCCCUAUAUCUAUCUGAACAAUAAUGAGGGAUUUUCCAUGCUACGUUUUCCAAAAAAGAUGGCGUUGUGGAUGAAUAUCAAAAUGUGCCAAGUUUGGUGGCGAACUUUCAUAUAUUUUUUUCGUGAAAAAUUGGGUUUCAUGUCGGAACCCAGGAUCCUCUUGGAUCUUUUUCAUGUCGAAACCCAAUUUUUCACGAUAAAAUAUUUUUUUUAUUUCAUAUUAAUAUGAAAUUUCGCCACCAAACUUGAAAUUUUGAUAUUCACCCUUGUACAGAUUUAACGUGAUAAUUACUUAUUUUGUCAUUGCUUGACAACAUAAUUAUUCGAAAAUAUUUAAUAAACAAAGUAAUGGCAGAGACUUAUAUCAAAAUAAUUGUUGCUUGUUAUUUGGAUCAGAUAUGGUAUAGAACAAUGUUGCUACCUAUAUUCUUUCUCUUUAUUUUGAUCAUAAUAAUAAUAGGCGGAAGAUGUGUUGUGCCUGGGUAUAAGAAUCGGUCAUCAUUUAUACCCAAAAACAAAGAUAAAAGAUGCAUAUAACUGUUAUCCAUGAAAUUAAAAAGUUAAACAAAGGAAACUCUGUACAGCGCCAUCUAUAUUUUUUGAAGAACGUAGCCUGGAAAGUUGCUUAUUAUUUAAUUAUAAGGACACUAACAAUAUUUAUCAGCAGAAAGCCAGGGAACUAGCUUAAGCAUUUGAAUAAAGCCUUAAGGCAUUCAUUACGGACAAGUAAAUAGCCUUCGGUAUCAAAGUGGGCUCAUUGAAAUUCCUCGCUGUGGCAUUAAUCGAUUGCAACCAUUAGGUUCAGUGACCGGCGCAACACCAACAAGAAAACACUUCAAUUGCAACCGCAUUAUUUUUUUGUUAAAAUCCAUACACAUUUUGACCACGAUCGUAAACUAGUCCGACUAAAUGUAUAUAGAUAAGUGUUUGUUAUUUGUAUAUUGUAGAUAGAAUAUAUUUCUUUUAACAAUUAUUGUGUAUUCAAUUAUUCUUUAUUACUACUUAUUAAAUGUUAAAAAGUAAUUUUUAAUAACGAAACUUUGUUUGGGUUCAUGCUCAGUUGAAGUCUAUCCGUACCUAUGUGGAAUUAGGUUAUUAUAAGACUUGUGAUUAUAAAGAUAUUUAAGAUUGUAUAUUACACCUACCUUUUACUUUAGCCGUACACGUUUCAGUAAUUCAUGUAGCCAUAUUCAUAUUUUUUUUAUACAAAUCUUACGUAAGUUCACAGUCUGUUUACGAACAUGGAUUCUAAAUAAAUAAAUAAUUUCAAAAAUGUUUUUCUUUGUAUUGCAAAACAACUUUAAUAGUUAGCUUGGGCAUGACUACAAUUGGGUAGUUUCCUAGGUCAAAUAUAAAUUAUAAA